This is a messenger RNA of Lactuca sativa (garden lettuce), 468 nucleotides long. The record is from RefSeq and is a predicted model, not a curated record. Lineage: Eukaryota; Viridiplantae; Streptophyta; Magnoliopsida; Asterales; Asteraceae.
AUGGAUGCUAUCCUUAAAGGUACUGAUGAAAAAAGUCAAUAUGAGAAUAAGGGUAAUCAUGAACAUGAAUUCACUAAAGGAAAUGCAAGUGAUGCUCUCCCAGAGAUAGUGAAGCUGGAUCUAGAAAGAAACGAGGGUGAUGGUCUUAUAAAUGAUGGUGUGGAGGAAAAUAAGGGCGAUGGUGAGGGUGAUGAAGUUGUUGAAGUAGCAGGUGAGGGUGAUGGUGACGAUGAGGGUGAGGGUGAUGGUGAUGGUGAUGGUGAUGGUGAGGCUGAUGGUGAUGGUGUUGGUGAGGAUGAUGGAGAGGGUAAUGGUGAUGUUGAGGAUGCAGGUGAGGGUGAUGGUGAGGAUGAUGCAACAGAUAUGGAGGGAAAUGAUGCCGAUGAUGAAGGGCAUGUACCACCUAGAAGAAAAAGAAAGCCCUCAGAAAGGAUCAUCCUUGAAAAGCUAAUGAAACCUUUUUUUUAA